Populus euphratica (Euphrates poplar) is the source of this 1452-nucleotide messenger RNA. RefSeq names its product homeobox-leucine zipper protein 4 (gene HB4). Gene Ontology annotation, cellular component: nucleus. The transcript has 4 exons. Gene Ontology annotation, biological process: regulation of DNA-templated transcription. The record is from RefSeq and is a predicted model, not a curated record. The coding region runs from base 264 to 1172 and encodes 302 amino acids. Gene Ontology annotation, molecular function: sequence-specific DNA binding; DNA-binding transcription factor activity, RNA polymerase II-specific. Lineage: Eukaryota; Viridiplantae; Streptophyta; Magnoliopsida; Malpighiales; Salicaceae.
AAGGGUUAAACCGACCCCGGUGUUUUAGUUUAAUUUGUUUAUUAUAACUAGUCCCAUCCUUUUGCUGUCCUGAAAAAAGCAAGAAGCUGUGACACCUCUGGCUCCAAAAAACCCAACCAUUUUCUACCCCUCUUUUCCCAUUCUGCUUUCUCACAAUCCUGAAUAAAAACCCAGUUAUCCCAGUUGAAAGGCAAAAGGGAGUGUUUAUUUUGACUGGAAAGAUUGAAACUUUGGUUUUGUUGUUUGAGAGGGAGAGAGAGAAGAUGGGUGAUAAAAAUGAUGGCUUGGGCCUGAGUUUGAGCUUGGGAUAUGCUACACAACGGAAUCAUCAUCAGCAGCCUUCUUUGAAGCUAAAUCUCAUGCCUUUGGCUUCACAAAACAAACAUAAAAAACCUUCCUGGACUGACCUCUUUCAAUCACCAGAUAGAACAUGUGAUACGAGGUUGUUUCAACGAGGGCUUGACAUGAACAGAGUACCGGCUGCUGUGGCAGAUUAUGAUGACGAAACUGGGGUUUCUUCUCCAAACAGCACACUAUCCAGCUUCAGUGGUAAAAGAAGUGAAAGAAAACAGAUCGGAGAAGAAACAGAAGCAGAGAGAGCCUCUUGCUCUCGCGGAAGUGAUGAUGAAGAUGGUGGUGAUGCUUCUAGGAAGAAGCUGAGACUGUCAAAGGAACAGUCGUCAGUGCUUGAAGAGAAUUUCAAGGAACAUAAUACUCUCAAUCCCUACGUGGUGGUUUUGUGGUUGCAGAAGGAAAAGCUGGCUUUGGCAAAACAGUUGAAUCUCAGGCCAAGGCAAGUGGAGGUGUGGUUUCAGAACAGAAGAGCAAGGACUAAGUUGAAGCAAACUGAAGUAGAUUGCGAGUACCUAAAGAGGUUCUGUGAAAAUCUAACAGAGGAGAACAGGAGGUUACUGAAGGAGGUGCAAGAGCUCAGAGCACUGAAACUCUCCCCACAGCUCUACAUGCACAUGAACCCUCCCACCACCCUCACCAUGUGUCCUUCAUGCAAGCGUGUUGUCUCCUCGGCAUCAUCAUCUUCUGCUGCUGUCGUGUCCUCUGCUCUUGCUCCAAUUGCCUCGAACCCCCAACCACAACGACCCGUGCCCAUUAACCCUUGGGCAGCAACGCCUAUCCACCAUCGAACGUUUGAUGCUCCCGCUUCCAGUUCAUGAUAGUUUGUUUGAAGUAGGGCUAUUAUUGUAAAAAGAUAACAUGGAUGGAAGUAAUUAGGAUAAAAUAUCCAGAGAAACGUGAGAGAAUGUGGAACAGAGAGGAGUGCGAAAGAAGACACAAUCAGUGGUGAUGGUUAGGAUGCGAUUUUGGCGAAGUCCAGUUAGCUAAGAGUGGACUAGUUGCACAAUUUAGUGUUUGCAAGUGGUAGGAUGGUGGAAGGGACGACAUAGGAAUCCGAAUUCUUUAUCUUCAUACUUAUUGUAGGAUUGGAGGUGGACA